CGUUCUGAUUGAAGUUCCAACAGUCCAAUUGUAUGAAUGUGAUCAACUGUUUUAUUGGGGUCUCAAUUACUAUUUUGUUUACAAUAAUCAAGUUCGGUUAAAAACGAGUGUGGAUACUUGUAUUUCGAAUUUCAAACAACGAUUUCAAGAGUAGGCGUAAAAGUAACAUCAACGUCGGUGUUGAAUAUUUCGUGCUAUUAUUGUUAACAGUCGUGCGGUUGGAUAUCUAAAAAAUAGUGCAUGUGGGCAAGAAAACCGUAGAUCUGAAAUCAGAAUUAGUAACUCUAAAAAUAUCCAUAGCCUGUUGCUGUCGGUGACGCAACCGCAGUGUUUAGGGAAUUGUAACACAGGUGUUCUCUUCGCUUUUUGUUUCAUUAAAACUCGUAGAUAGUUUCGAGUUCGUCGAUCGGGCAGUGCGAGUCAAACAUGUGAAGGUAUUGCUGUUAGUACUUUCCAAACUGACGAAUAGUAUUUGGUCAUGAAAAAUAUGGAAGAUAGAUUUCGUCGAACCAAUAACUGUUUGAGUCUUAGUCUUUAACAUGUACAACAACCCUGACCAACCUCAACAAUGGUCAGUGCACGCAGAAUUCACCAUUACCCAUCCAGGAGCAGGAAAUCCCAGCAAUCCCGCUAGAACUAACACCGUUCAAGAUGACAAAGGGGUGCGAAUGUUGUAUUCAUGGUCUGCCAACGACCAUCCCAACACUUGGUCCACUUCAUCUCAAAACAACCCCUCGGAAUCGGGCAGUUACAGAUCUUCCGAAAGGCAGUAUGUUUUUCAGAAAGGCAACCUAUUUUUCACGUCGACGCCACCUGCAAAACCAAGCCAACCGAGUGCACCCGUUUUGGACUCCGGAUACGGAAGUGAUUUGCUCUCGCCGAGUUCUUUCGGGGGCUCAGGUCUGCCCAAAUCCGGAUCCCAUCCCUUCAACCGUAAAUGCAGGAGUACUUGUAAUAUAAUUCUGACGAGCAACGCCAGACAUCAGGGCGCUGGGAUGGAAGCUGGUACUUCGGGUCGCGCACACUGCGGGAGGACACAGAGCCUCCGGUGCCAGACCCCUUCGGCGUGUUGCGAAAAAAGAAGCGAGAAUUUUUACGGAUGCGGAGAUCCAUGGUGCCACCAUUUGCAUUAUGCCGAUGAGUUUUCCACCACCCGGAGGGUCUCGCCCGUUCGAGAAGUUUGCGAGGAUUUUCAAGAGGUAUCCCACGAAGACUGUGAUCGGUCGUGCGUGGUUAGUGAGUCACGUAAAGUGUUAAAUCUAGCGGUCAAACGAGACGUGUCCGUGCAGACUUUCGAGAUGGUCAAUAAGUGUACUUCGCCGUUGUUGAAGGUAGACGAUUCUGAUGGUCAAAAUUCGUCCGGAAGAAAAGGUAGCCGGUUGAAAAGAGGCAGAACUAUCGGCAGGGGAGAUUCAUUGAAAAAAUCGCCGAUACCUCCGAGCGUGCUCACCGAUAAGAUAUUUCAGAAAGAACUUCCAAAGCUGAAUCGCUCUCCGAGCUUAGGAAAAACUUCCCCGUCCGUCCGUGAGAAGAAAGGAUCUGGAAGUGACACAAAAUCCGGUGAUUCUUCGAAGAAACCUCGUACCAUCCAUAUCGACGUUUAUUGCACAGGUACCGACAUUGAAUCGGAUAGCAGUUGCGCUAGUUCCUCGAGCUCUUCGCAUAGUAAGAGUCUAUCAACUCCUCAGACCGUUUUCGAAUCGGAUAAAGUUUGCAUUACUCACAGAAAGGCUGACGAUAAAAUAGUUCCUCGUAAUUUCUCUCAAACCAAUGAUACUUCCUUGGAAAGAGAAGACUCUGACGUAGACGAUGGGGAAAGUACGGGGUAUCCUUCAAAAGUGAGUUCUUACUCCACGAUGGGACAGUCUUUGACCAGCAUGUCUAGUUUUCCUAAUUCAGCGACAUAUUCUUUGUCCAGUUGUACUGUACCAGAUUAUGAAUCUUCUGCUGCUAAUACGUCCUGGAAGGAUACAUUUUCGGACAUUGAUAGUUUGCUACAGAGCCGAAACAGCAUAGGCGGAAACGACAGCUCUUAUUUCAUUCCUAGAAAGAUUGUUGAAGAGAAUGUUAGCGGCUCUGAGUCUCUGAGGACCGGCACGACAAACAGUAUUAGCUUAAAUCCCAGUGAUAGCUUUGAAUAUGAUAAUUCCGAAGAUAGACUUCGUAUAAAGAGAAUGGAACGAAUGUGGAAAAACAAGCAUUUGAAACAAGCCAGUAAAAACAAAAUGUUGUUACGCCAGGAAAAACUGCAAGAAGCUGUGAACAAGAGGUUGAGUCAGAUGAACGUAUCAAAAGAUUCAGAGUCUGAGGUGAGCGAUGAUUCUGAAAAAGGUUGGACAUUCCUCAAAGGCCAAGAAGAGAAGGUCACAGAGUUAGUUGUCCCAGAAGCUAUUCCUCCUACUAAAGAAUCUACUCAGCCGCCAGCACCGAAGAAACCCCUGCGGGUCCUCUCGAAGGAAGACAGCACAUUUCUUGGCAGUUUGAGUGACUCUAGUUCGCCUCCUUGCAAAUCUCCUAGCUCUAUAAUUUUCCAGCAACGUCUUAGUGUAAAUCCUGAUUUACGGUCACCUUUCACAAUUCUUCCAGGCAAGUAUACCGAGUCAAGAUUUAUAGCAAAAAAGUUCGGGCCUAUCAUCGACGUGUACAAAAAGCCAGGACAUCACAUCGGGCCAGCUAAAAAUCCAGACUGUUCAUGUGAUCAUUGCCGAAGAUAUUAUAAGGAUUCGGUGACAGUUAGGAACAGAACUAGUUCUUUGGGUGAUACUCCGAGGAUUCCUCCUGGGCAGGACUGGGGAAAUUUUGUGAAACCGGAUAAGAGAUAUUCAGAUUUUUGAGUGUGUUGUGUUAUGAGGUGUACUUUUUACAUUUAUUUGCUAGCUUAUUUGAACAAACAGCAGUGUACUAAGUUUUAGUUAUACCUUUAAAGAAUAUAUUAUUGU
Molecule: messenger RNA, 2939 nt
Organism: Leptinotarsa decemlineata (Colorado potato beetle)
Lineage: Eukaryota; Metazoa; Arthropoda; Insecta; Coleoptera; Chrysomelidae
Source: RefSeq, a predicted model, not a curated record